AUAUUGAGGAAAUGCACGAUCAUUUCAGCGUUUUAUUUUCAUGCAUGAUAUUCACAAACAUUGAUGUCAUAUUGGGACACUGAGUGCCAUGUUUUUGUUUUCAGCGGUAAUUUGUAAUUUGAUGCAGUGAAAGAAUACUUGUAUUAUAAGAGUAAAUUAUCCAUUGGUAGAAUUAGAGUUGCAAUGUAAUUGGUUGUUUGUAGCAGCAGAGCAAUAAUUUAUGUGAGGCAGAGGUAUAUUUUCUAAGGACCAGGAUAGCUCGAUAGUGCAAAUGGCAGAGUUUGGACCAGACUCCGGCGGACGAAUAAAGGGCCUGACUAUUAUAAAGCCAGUUAUUUAUGGAAACAUAUCUCGGUAUUUUGGAAAGAAAAGGGAUGAGGAUGGACACACCCAUCAGUGGACAGUGUACGUCAAACCCUACAGAAAUGAGGACCUCUCAACUUAUGUGAAAAAAAUCAACUUCAAGUUGCAUGAAAGCUACCCAAACCCAAAUAGAGUGUUGACUAAACCUCCGUAUGAAGUUACAGAAACAGGCUGGGGGGAAUUUGAAGUUGUAAUUAAAAUUUACUUCAAUGACCCAAAUGAACGACCGGUCACUAUAUACCAUUUAUUGAAGCUAUUUCAAAGCGAGACUGAUAUUAUGCUUGGAAAGAAAUCACUUGUUGCAGAGUACUAUGAUGAAAUGAUUUUUCAAGACCCAACAGCAAUGAUGCAGCAGUUGUUGAACAGCACAAGACCUGUUGCAAUAGGAGCCUACAAACAUGAGACUGACUUUGAAGAAAAGAAGGAAAAGACCUUGGAGAAAAUUUUAUCAGCCAAAUCAAAAAUAAGAUAUGAGAUCCAAGAAUUAAAUGAAAGAUUAAAGAAGAAAAAAGAGAGUAUUCAAAUUCUAAAGGACCAUACUGAAAAACUAGAAGAUCCUGAUGUCACUGAUGUUGAAAAUAUCACUUGAGCAAACAGCAUUGCCAUAGGCUUAAGGCUUCAUAAAUAAUCGAAAUAUCAGUAUGCAGCUAAUGGCAGAAAUAAAUUUACUACUGGAACUACCAAUGAACUGUGCUGUGACAUUUCCACUGGAACUACCAAUGAACUGUGCUGUGACAUUUCCACAUUGUGUUCCUUAUUUAGAAUUUAAAAACAUUAAGCUUCAUACAUGUAACAAUAUUAUUAUAUUUGAAUGUAGAAAUAAAGUAGUUUUAUGUAGAAUUAAA
This is a messenger RNA of Ostrea edulis (European flat oyster), 1208 nucleotides long. Its product is annotated as YEATS domain-containing protein 4-like. The record is from RefSeq and is a predicted model, not a curated record. Gene Ontology annotation, biological process: regulation of DNA-templated transcription. Lineage: Eukaryota; Metazoa; Mollusca; Bivalvia; Ostreida; Ostreidae. The transcript has 7 exons. The coding region runs from base 272 to 952 and encodes 226 amino acids.